AUGGAUGCGAGUCCGUCCAGAAAGUAUUGGAUCAACUUGCAUGCACUAUUGCACAUUCGAAACGUGCAUGACGAUGCUCAAUGGACGUUUGGUGAGGUCAGUCAAAUGGACAAUCCGGGAACAGCUGCUCAACUGGGGUAUCGAUGGUUAUGGCCAAGUCGACAACGCCAUGGCGAUCGUGUGGCCAUAGUGAAUGUGAACGGAGACAUUGAGAGUACAAAUACGAAGAAUAAGCGAUUCAGCUUCUCUUGCCAACUGCAUCAACGCUAUUUGACCAGGCAAACGGUUCAACAUGAGCGUUUCCGUGUGAUCAGGAUGACCUCGGAGGAAGUUAGCAGUCCGGUGAAUGAUGACUCACAUGGUUGCUUUGAAUCCGUGCCAGACAAGUCCCCAAUGAAAUGUGCCUUGAGUUGUCAUCUGGAUUCACGAUGUCGAUCGGCCUACGCCAAUUCAGCGAUCAAUGAAUGCAGACACGCACUGUAUGUGGAUUCCCUUUUGAAGCAAUCGGAUUGGUUUGAAUCCCCAGAAGGUUGGACUCGAUAUGAAAGACCUGAUUGGCGUGUGGAUGAGGAUGGCAUCAAGAACGAAUCGACAUCAUCAUAA
Echinostoma caproni is the source of this 603-nucleotide messenger RNA. NCBI's taxonomy places the organism in Eukaryota, Metazoa, Platyhelminthes, Trematoda, Plagiorchiida, Echinostomatidae. The record is from the annotation of a GenBank genome assembly.